GAGACCAGUAAAUAUGUGAAUCUGAAGACUUGAAGUGCUACGCAGUCAACGCGAGACCCUUAAGGAGCCGCGCUGUGCCCCCCACUCCCUCUCAACAAAUCCCUGUCACCACUUUUCCGCGCGCUACGCCUGAAAAAACUCUCCAACGCGUUCAGCGGUUUCCACGAAAAGAUGUUCGGAUGAUUUUCGAGCUCGAUCCGACCACGUUUUAGUAUCGUUUUAAAGGGGGAGAAUAUCGAGAGACCCGCGACGCGCAAGUCUGGCGAUCCGGAUGAACGAACCGCUGAAAAAGUAAAAAAAAAAACAACAACUCUCAACUGAAUUUUCUCGCGGAAAACUUCUCUGGAGCCGAGGAGACAGCAGAAGCUAUGGCUUACUCUCUCUCGCUCGGUCUGCUCUACCUGGGCUUGCUGUGUGGAAACGACAUGGUGUCUGCAAGAUCCAACCUCUUCACUCCAGAUCCAACAAGAGGACCUCAUUUUACGGGCUGCCUCUCCAAAGAGAUGGAGACCUUCCGUUGCUGGUGGAGCUCUGGCAUCUUCCAGAACCUCACAGAGCCUGGAGAUCUCAGGGUCUUCUACCAGACAGAAAAUGCCCUCCCUGCGUGGAAGGAGUGUCCAGACUACACGCGUUCUGUGAAAAACGAGUGCUACUUCAACAAGACCUUCACACAAAUCUGGACCUCCUACUGCGUCCAGCUGCGCUCAGUUCGUGAGAGCAUAACCUAUGACGAGGCCUGCUUUACAGUGGAGAACAUAGUGCAUCCUGACCCACCAAUUGGACUGAACUGGACUUUACUGAAUGCGAGUCGCUCAGGGUUGCACUUUGAUGUCCUUGUGCACUGGGCUCCCCCUCCGUCAGCAGAUGUGCAGAUGGGCUGGAUGAGCCUGGUGUACCAGGUUCAGUACCGGGUCAGAAACGCCUCCCACUGGGAAGUGCUGGAACUGGAGAGUGGCACACAGCAGUCCAUCUACGGUUUGCUUACUGACAGUGAGUAUGAAGUCCGGGUGCGCUGCAAGAUGCCAGCCUUUGACAACUUUGGAGAAUUCAGUGACAGCAUCAUUGUGCAUGUGGCACAGAUACCAAGCAAAGAAUCAACAUUCCCAAUGAUGUUGGUGUUGAUUUUUGGAGUGUUUGGAGUGGCGAUUCUUCUUGUCCUCCUCAUCUUCUCUCAGCAGCAGAGGUUGAUGGUAAUAUUUUUACCACCUAUUCCUGCACCUAAAAUUAAAGGCAUCGACCCAGAGCUGCUUAAGAAUGGAAAGCUUGACCAGCUCAAUUCUUUGCUGAGCAGUCAGGAUAUGUACAAGCCGGACUUCUACCACGAGGAUCCAUGGGUGGAGUUCAUCCAGCUGGACCUUGAUGACCCUGCAGAGAAGAAUGAGAGCUCUGACACACAACAUCUGCUGGGCUUGUCCCACUCGGGCUCUUCUCACAUCCUUAAUUUCAAAAGUGACGACGAUUCGGGUCGUGCUAGCUGCUAUGACCCAGAAAUGCCAAAUCCCGAGGACUUGGCUUCUCUUCUGCCUGGCCAUUCUGGACGGGGAGAUAACCACCCUCUGGUUUCCAGAAGCAGCUCGUCCGUCCCUGACCUUGGCGUCCAACAGACAUCAGAAGUGGAGGAGACGCCCAUUCAAACGCAGCCCGCUGUGCCCAGCUGGGUUAACAUGGACUUUUAUGCCCAAGUAAGCGAUUUCACAUCAGCAGGAGGAGUGGUGCUUUCACCUGGACAACUGAACAGCUCUCCGGAGAAAAAGAAGGAAGAAGAGAAUGAGAAGAAGAUACAAUUCCAAUUGGUUUCUGAUGGAGCCUACACCUCAGAGAACACAGCCUGGCAACUUUCAGCCAGCGUGCCGCCCAGCCCUGGACCUGAGCAGGGAUACCAAACAUUUCCAACCCAAGCUGGUGAGGGGAACCUCUGGAACGGGGAGUACCUGGUGUCUACCAGCGAUUCCCAGACGCCGUACCUUGUUCCCGAAGCUCCUCCAGACCCCAUACUGCCCCCAGUGUCAGACUAUACUGUAGUGCAGGAAGUGGACGCCGCACAGCCUCCUCCUGAAUCCUCCUUCCUCACAGCCCGCAAUAUGCUCUCAAAGCCCCAACAAACACCUCCCAGCAAUGCCAACCAUGCCCAUGGGGUACCUCACCCCAGACCUUCUGGGAAACCUGACCCCAUGAAGGGACUAAAAAGCGCAAAGUUCAUGGUUGUCUUGUACCUUCUCACUGCUGGAAACCAAAGCUGCAUGAAUAGCGCGACACGGGAUGGAAAUUCCGCACAUGAAUUUUCUCUGCUGUACGCUACAAUAUGGAAGAAGCUGAAAGCGUUUCUUUUCUGUCUGCUGUUGCAGUAGUGCUACGCUAGCUCGCCGAGAGAGUUUAAAUGUGUUAUCAAUUUACAAUCAGAAACGUCAGCUGGUUACAUGCAAAAAAAUAUGACUACAGAAAUAUGCUCGCUUGCUGUGUCUGAGAGCCAUUUUGAAAAUGUGUUUAUCUUAUUACAGAGAUACAGAUCUAGAGCUACAGUGGCAUUGGGAUGAAAUAGAUUCAGUAAGAUAAAUUCAAACAUAUCUUUACACAAAAUUGUUUACACACAAGUGGAAGAUGUAUCGGUUUACUGUGAUUUCCUCAACCUGGAUUUGCUCACAUAUGGAAUAUUAAACAUAUUAAGGUUUUCAAAAUAUUUAGUUUUGUGGACGAGCCACAAUUUUUGUUAAGGGAGCCUCCUUCCCCAGAUUUAUAGGAGCCAUUUUGAGCGCUGCAUCUUUCCUGCACAUUUUAUCUUCUGCCAUAGCCAGAUGGAUAAACUCUGCAAAUGAACUUUUUUCAAUAUUCUAAAACACAAAAAAAUGGGGUUGAGGUGCAAAUGUGUAUUUUAGCAUCGCUAUACAUGACUGUAACAUUUCAGAAUAUUGCUAGAAAAUGUUGAGUCAGGUUUUUGUAAUAAGAAUAUUAGCCCACUGAGCAAGGUGUCACCUUGUUCAAAAACUGAAAAAUUUACUUUAUUUGUAUUGAUGUAUCCAGGGGAAUUGCCAAAAGAAAGCGCUUGUAGAGUCUAUGCUGUGCAAUGCAAACUGAAUGGCAAGUUUUCUUAUGUAUUACCUUUGUACAUGUAGCAGUUUUAUAUUGAAGAAGACACUAUAAAUGUAUACAUGCAUUUACAAUGGGAGUUACAUUACAGUAUAGCUAACAAAGAUGUGCCAAUUUUUGGACUUGUUUUAUUAGACUUGCUAUUAAAUAAGGCUAUUAUUCUUGUCAGGACAGUUAAUUCAGUGAUGUCCUCUAGAAACAGCAUACUCUUGUGCACCACAGCCUUUACACAGGGAUAAAAAGCUGUUUUAACUACAGCUAUUUUACAAAAUCGUGCAUUAUAAUAGAAGAAAAAUAACUGGAGAGUCUUUUUUUAUUUACAACCAUAGACUUUUAAGAGUUCUCAAGCCACAUAUUUGAAACCCAGUCAGUGAAUUUCUCACAGAUGUAAUUCUAUGCUGUUGAUAAAUUUGUACAGAAAAAGUAUUGCUUGUUAAGUUGUGUAGAUGAGCUUAUUUUGAGCGCUUUGUGACUUUUACAUGUUCUCUGUUUUUAGAGAAAUACAGUGGAGAUAUAUGAUGGUGAAGAAGGAGCCUAUGGAUUACAAGCUUAAAUGGUCCUAGGUUUGCCUACGAUGCUUGAAUACUGGGUCCUGACUUGUUUUAGGUGUCUGUUGUAGCGGCAGUGCCUUCCAAAAGCAUCUGAUUCAGAAAUAAUUUUUGAUUAUAAGUAUAUUAAAGGCAUACAGACAGUUUGCUGUUAAUGAUUAAUAUUGCAUAUUCAAGCUAAAGGAAUAGUUCUAUAUUUCAGUUCAGUCUAUAUUUAAACUAAUUCUUCAGGAGGAUCUUAGCCUCAUCGUUCACGAAAACAAUAGACCAUGAUUUGAAAGAACCAUAAAAGUCAUUAAUAUGACUUAUAUGACGUUAUCCUGAUUUGAAAGCUUUGUGUGAUGAACAAAUCAAAAUUGAAGCUGUUAUUCAGUGAUAAUGUUCAGCUCCAUUUAGAUCCUAAAAGAUAAAGGUUCCAAAAGGCCUUUGCAGUAAUGCCGUAAAAAAGAGCCAUAUUUGGUUCCCCAAAGAACCUUUCAGUGAACAGUUCCUAAAAGAACCAUUUUGAAGAACUUAUUUGAAAGAUUCCAUGGAUGUUUAAGGUUCUAUAUAGAACCAUUGACGCCAAUAAAGAGUGGGAAAGAGUCAGUGAGUUGAACGUUGAUUCAGUAAUGACUUGUUUAGCUCUAUUUGUAAAUUAAAUCCAAUUCUAAUCCAAACAAUUUGUUCACUUAUCCAGUCUUUGAACCUACUUGUUUAGGGCAGACUUUGUGGUCGGUUUGUUUCUUAGUAUGAGAAAAGUCUAAAAUGCUCAGUUAUUUUUAACCUGCAUGUAGGUUAAAAACGUUUUUGAAAGUCCACAAGUAAUUUCUGGAGUUAAAUCUCAGAUCCACAGUUUUGUUUACUGAGAAAUUAUCGAUUUUAAAUACAAAACACCUUUAAAUUGCUUUUGGAGGGCAGUGUAUGCGUUUUCAUAAUAACAGCUAAGGCUCAUCAAGCGUAUUGUUUGAUUUAAUAAUUUAUUUAGUACAAUUUUAGCGUUCUAUUGUGUCCGCGGUAGAAUAAAGUGCCAAGAUGCUAAGCCUUUGUUAUUGUGCGAACACACAGAUACACCUAAGACAUAUGGGACCAAAAACUGUUGAACAAAGAGCCGGAGGGGAGGACUUGAUGCUGAAGCUCAUAUUAGAGAUAUAUGUAGUGUAGAUAUUGGUGUAGAGAUUAAAAAAAAAAAAAAAAUGGUACAGGAGAAAGUAUUUAGCUUUUUCUUAUAUUGAGCUGGAGAAAAAGAAAACUGUUCAGAAUAUUUACUUUUAUAUUAUGAAAUGCAGAAAUAUAAAGUAUUUAAUAAUAUAUAUAUAUAUACACAUAUAAUAUGUUAUAUUUCUGAUAUAUAAGACAGAUUUUUAAUAGCCUAUACUCUAUGUGCCUCACACACACACACACACAAACACACACAACAGUACAUAAGCUAAAUCGGUAAGCAUAGAUAAAGAGUAACGAUUUCACUUGUGAAGUCCUGCACAUGUUUAUUAUGUGUAUAUAUGAUUAAUAGUAGGUCUGUACAUGAUGUAGUCAAUCUUAACACUGUGCUAAGCAAUGUGCCAUUCUUUUAUAUGUAAAGAUAUUGCCUUAUUGAGAAAUAUCAAGUAUUAUACAACUCUUCUGCUGCUGCCAUUGCUGUGAAACCAGCAUGUUCAUGUUUUAAUGGAAAUGUCUUAAGCUCUCAUGAUAUGUGGUGUACGAUAUGCAUUUUAGCUUCUGCUGUAUGUUGCGUUCCUGCAGCGCUGCUCCUCUCUCUUUCCUUCUCAUGUAGCAUUUUCUUAAGAAUCUCUGUCUUUUGCGAAAUUCUUAAAAUGCACGGGCACUUAAGUGCCUGUCUGUACAUGCAAGGUGACAAAUGCACAUAAUAUAUAGACAUGCUAGUACAUUUAAUCUUCUGUACGGUUAGUCCUGUAUGUGACUCUAGAUAUUUUUUGGAGCAGUUAUGUGCCAAUUUUUCAUCAAAUGAUGUAUUUGCCUUACGGAUGCACACCGCUGAGCAUUACUAGAGACAUUACAAAGAACUUGAUUCAGGUUUUGUUGUUGAAACAUUUGUACGGUUUGCUAUUUUGGAAUUGGUUGAGUUCGUCAUACCUCAAAUGAUCGUAAUUUUCAGCAUUUGCUUGUUCUGUUUUCUUCAAUUUAAUAAAGAUAGCUUCAAACUAUUAGAUUA
Puntigrus tetrazona (Sumatra barb) is the source of this 5784-nucleotide messenger RNA. It is a transcript of the gene ghra, whose product is annotated as growth hormone receptor a. Lineage: Eukaryota; Metazoa; Chordata; Actinopteri; Cypriniformes; Cyprinidae. Gene Ontology annotation, molecular function: cytokine receptor activity; protein binding. Gene Ontology annotation, biological process: cytokine-mediated signaling pathway. Gene Ontology annotation, cellular component: external side of plasma membrane; membrane. The record is from RefSeq and is a predicted model, not a curated record.